AUGGCAGGGAAUUGCUGGGGGCAGGUGGUGCAGCAAACGCCUCCGAUGGUGAUGCAAAUUGGGAAUCACCGAGAAGUCAUCAGCUUCAAUGUCACCCAACUGUCGGACACGCCUAUAGUAUUAGGCAUGAGUUGGCUGCACAGGCACAGCCCAGCAUUGGCGUGGUACCAGCGACAACUGACCUUCGGCUCCUCAUACUGUGCGGAACAUUGCAUUCUGCCUAGCCCGGAAGGGGAAGAGGAUGACCCGCAGCUACAAUUAGGCACGCUGCAAGCAGUGCCACUCAAGUACGCAGCGUUUUUGGAGGUUUUCUGCGAGAAGGAAGCGGACAAGCUACCUCCCCACAGGUCUUAUGACUGCAAGAUUGACCUCCUGCCAGGGGCGACGCUGCCAACCGGGAAACUGUAUUCCAUGUCUGAAGACGAGCUGCAGGAACUCAGGGAGUUCAUAGACCUCAACUUGAAGCGCGGUUUCAUCCAGGAGUCGAAGGCAGUGGGGGGCAGUCCUGUAUUCUUUGUGAAGAAGAAGGACACGCCCCAAAAAAGGCUUGUGGUGGACUAUAGAAUUUUGAACUCGAAAACCAAGCCCACAGCCUUUCCCAUGCCCAAGAUUGAUGACCUGCUCGCAACGGUGAGGAAAGGACGCGUUUUCACAAAGUUGGAUCUGCGAGGGGCGUACAACCUGAUUCGCAUACGGGAGGGCGACGAAUGGAAGACUGCCAUGUUCACGCCCCUGGGCACCUAUGAAUACAGAGUUAUGCCCUUUGGAUUACAAAAUGGCUCCCACUGUUUUCAAGCCUUCAUGCAUCACGUAUUGGCGGGUCUCCUCUACAAGAAAUGCGUCUGCUUCCUGGACGACAUCCUGAUAUUUUCAGAAUCAGAGGAGACCCACGAGGGAGACGUCAAGGAAGUUCUGCAGAGACUGCAGGAGCACAGGCUGUACGCCAAGCUGGAGAAGUGCCAGUUCGACAUGAAGGAGGUAGAUUUCCUGGGCUACAAGUUGUCGGACAAGGGGCUCGCCAUGGACAGCGCCAAGGUUCGCUCAGUGUUGGACUGGAAGAGCCCGCGCAAUCGGAAGGAGGUCCAGCGGUUUGUCGGUUUCGCCAACUUUUACCGCAAGUUCAUCAAGGGGUUCGCGAUGCAGACGGCGGCCAUUACCGACACGCUCAGCUCCAAGAAGAAGAAGUUCAUCUGGACGGAGCAAGCGGAGCAGUCCUUUCAGAAACUCAAGCGUCUCUUCUCGUCCGAAGAGCAGCUACUGCAUGUGAAUCCCAGCAGACCGAUGAGGGUUGAAACGGACGCCUCAGACAGAGCCGUGGGAGCAGUACUGUUGCAGCAAGACCCGCAUGGGGACUGGAGACCGUGUGCCUUCUACUCCAGGAAGCUCAGCAAGUCAGAGCAGAACUACACCAUCUGGGACAGGGAGUUGCUGGCCAUUCAUGCAGCAUUCAAGGCGUGGCGGCACUUCCUCAUUGGAGCCAAACACACAGUGCAGGUCCGCACGGACCAUAAAAACCUGGAGUACUGGCGCACGGCAAGGUUCCUGAACCAGAGGCACAUACGAUGGGCGGAGUUCUUUGCGGAUUUCGACUUCAGGAUAGAGUACAUCCCAGGCGACAACAACAUCAUGGCGGAUGCACUGUCCAGAAAGCCGCAAUACCUCGAGGAGGCGGCACCAGCAGCGGCCAAGCACAUUUUCGCACCGAAAGCGUGGGCGUGCGCUUCAGCAACCGUGGACCUGGAUGCUGUACGUCGAGCACUGCAGGAUGACCCCUUCGCGCAAGCAAAGAUGGCAGAGGUGCAAAGGGGCACGGCGGAGGACGACGAGUUCCAGAUACGCGACGGAUUGCUCAUCCGCAGAGGGGCCCUCUACGUACCGGGAGACGACCUCCGCGCGAAAGUACUGCAGCAGUUGCACGACGCACCCACCGCCGGGCACUUUGGCAAAGAGAAGACGGUAGAAUUAGUAGCCAGAGAUUUUUGGUGGCCCAAGAUGCGGGGGGAAGUCGCGGAUUACGUCUCGAGGUGCGACACAUGCCAAAGGGCCAAGUCAGUGCACAAACCGCCGGCGGGACUGCUCGAACCCCUGCAGACACCGCUCGAACCGUGGGAGAGGGUGGCCCUGGACUUUGUCACGGAUCUACCCAGCUCGAGGGGCAAGACGGCAGUGCUAGUGGUGGUGGACAUGUUCACCAAAAUGGCCCACUUCAUUCCGUGCGCGAAGGUGGCCACGGCGGAACAGACCGCCAAACUGUUCAUAGACCACGUGUUCAGGGUUCACGGUCUGCCACGGUCUAUCCUGUCCGACCGGGGCGACAGUUCAUCUCGAACUUCUGGCAGAAGCUGA
This is a messenger RNA of Podarcis lilfordi (Lilford's wall lizard), 2346 nucleotides long. Lineage: Eukaryota; Metazoa; Chordata; Lepidosauria; Squamata; Lacertidae. The record is from the annotation of a GenBank genome assembly.